AUGGCGGCGCCCCGUAAAACGGCAUGUUCGCAGACUUACAGCGGCUGCAACUUCUUUCGCCAACGCCUCGUGCUGUCUACCUUGAGCAGCAAGCCGAUCGAGAUCAAGAACAUACGACACAAAGACGAAGAACCCGGGUUGAGGAAGUUUGAGGUUGACUUGCUCAAGCUGUUAGAGAAGGUCACAAAUGGAACUGGUGUUGAAAUAAACGAAACAGGCACUUGCGUGCGCUAUAGGCCCGGCCUGCUUUAUGGCGGCAAGCUGGAACAUGACUGCUCGACAGAGCGGUCGGUUGGCUACUACCUGGAAGCCCUGCUGUGCUUGGCUCCUUUCUGCAAGAAGCCGCUGGAUGUCACACUAACGGGCGUCACGCACCAUCCUCUUGACCCUUCGGUGGAUGCCCUCAAGCAUGCGAGCCUGCCAGUGCUGGGUCGCUUCAUCUUCACGGAGGGCCUCGACAUAACAGUCAUGAGCCGUGCAGUGGCACCCCUGGGCGGUGGCCGCGUGCGCUUCCGUUCGCCCAUCUGCCGCUCGCUGCGGCCCGUGCGCCUUCAAAACUCUGGCAAGGUGAAGCGAGUGCGCGGGUGGGCAUUCACGGUGCGGGUGUCACCCACGGUGGCCAACCGCGUUGUGUCAGCCGCCAAAGGUGUCCUGCUGGGUUUCCUGCCGGAUGUAUACCUCUACACCGACCACACUGGAGGUGCCCAGGGUACAAGGUCCCCGGGCUUUGGCAUCUGCCUGGUGGCUGAAACGACCCAGGGUGCCUUCCUCUGUGCGGAAGCCAUGUCUAACCCAGCUGGAGUCGUGGAGAGCCCCAGUGUGCCCGAGGAUGUCGGAGAGCAGGCAGCUCGUGCGUUGCUUCGUGAAAUAUAUCGGGGCGGUUGUGUUGAUUCAUCUAAUCAAGGUCUGGCAGCCUUGUGCAUGUGUCUUGGUCCCCCCGAUGUCUCCAAGUGCAUUGUGGGACCACUUACACCUUACACGAUACAGAUGCUACGUCACCUCCGAGAUUUCUUUGGUGUGACCUUCAAGGUGGAAGGUGACUGCCCAGGAGAGGGGGCACCCAAGGUCCAGCUCACAUGCGUAGGAGUUGGAUUCAGCAAUCUGGCAAAGACGACAUCUUAGCAUCGUCACUACAGUGUCAUCUUUCUGCCCUUAUCGAUCCUGUAACUUUGUUUUAUUGAAACAUUACUUGUAAAUAAAAAUUGUUCCAUCUACUCUG
This is a messenger RNA of Rhipicephalus microplus (southern cattle tick), 1219 nucleotides long. It is a transcript of the gene Rtc1, whose product is annotated as RNA terminal phosphate cyclase 1. Gene Ontology annotation, cellular component: nucleolus. The record is from RefSeq and is a predicted model, not a curated record. Gene Ontology annotation, biological process: ribosome biogenesis; endonucleolytic cleavage of tricistronic rRNA transcript (SSU-rRNA, 5.8S rRNA, LSU-rRNA). NCBI's taxonomy places the organism in Eukaryota, Metazoa, Arthropoda, Arachnida, Ixodida, Ixodidae. Gene Ontology annotation, molecular function: RNA endonuclease activity.